Messenger RNA from Microbotryum saponariae, 447 nucleotides. The record is from the annotation of a GenBank genome assembly. Lineage: Eukaryota; Fungi; Basidiomycota; Microbotryomycetes; Microbotryales; Microbotryaceae.
AUGUGUAACAUCUCCAGAUUCGAAGAUGUGGUGGUCUUGGAAUUGGACAAGGUUUCUAAAGGAUUGAAGCUAAUGAGCAAUUGGAGAAACCGGGCCCCUGUAUCUUCAACCGGACGACCGAAUGGAGAGCGCUCUGCCUCGUGUCAGUGCCAGGCGUCGACUCGGCGCAGAGGGGUCGCAGUUGAAUGUGGAAACACAGAUAUCGCAUAUGUGUCGGGAGCUGUUACAGCUGGCCCUGCGCCUUGCAAGCUCGGCCGCGGUGGGAGGCGACCGCAUCGUAUUCGGGAUGAUGGACACGAGUUGGCGGAGACGCUCGACGCCGAUCAGGCUGAGGGUGCGAGGACCAUCCACAUCGAAUCUCUCGUACAACCGCCGGAUGUCCAUGGCAACUGGGAAGACAUCGACCAACGAAAGCAAUCGCUUCUCCUUCAGCGUCGUUAUACCUAG